This is a messenger RNA of Neohortaea acidophila, 3009 nucleotides long. RefSeq names its product chitin synthase 2. Gene Ontology annotation, cellular component: cell periphery; cell septum. The record is from RefSeq and is a predicted model, not a curated record. The transcript is spliced from 2 exons. Gene Ontology annotation, molecular function: chitin synthase activity. NCBI's taxonomy places the organism in Eukaryota, Fungi, Ascomycota, Dothideomycetes, Mycosphaerellales, Teratosphaeriaceae. Bases 148 to 2955 code for a protein of 935 amino acids.
CCCGCAUUCCUCCCGCCGCCUUCAUCUUCCCUGCACCCUCCACUACCGUGCCUCUUCCCCAAAAUGCACAAUACAUCCCACUGACACUCCCCCACAGGCGACUAUCGCCAUCCAGAUCAAGACGAAGACAACCCCACCAAUCCCUUCAUGGAUCCCCGGCGACAACAACAACACCUCGCCCCCGCCCGCUACCAAUCCCCCGCAUACCAACUCGACGACCGACCCUACCAUGAAGACCAAUAUGAGCAGGGACAUGCGCUGGAGAUCCCAGUGGGGCCUGGCCCGCGAGUGCACACGCCAGGAGAUCGGCUACAGGCACAGCCAACCUACUCCGUCACGAACAUGCCCAACACUUACGGUCACCCCGAGGCCUAUGAAGACGCGCAUAUCCACCAGUACACCCCCAACCCCUACCAGCAAAGCAUACAUCAAGGCACAGGAGACUAUAGCCUUACCCCCGUACACGACCAGGGCCAGGGCGAAUACUUCUCGCAUGCGUACAAUGCUGAAGUGCACGACGGGGAGUUUGAUGCACCGCAACAUCCAUAUUAUCAAGACGAGUCAGAUCGCCGGCCAAUUCUCCAGCCUGCCGGCAAUUCCUUCGGCCCAAAUCCGGAGGCUGAUAUUGGCACCCCUGGUAUAGACCCUGGCCGCUUGGAAGGAGGAUAUGAUGCGCCUCAGCAAAGACCAGCGGCGGCUCCCAUUCGUAGAUGGAAGACGGUCAAGGAAGUCCAACUCUUCAAUGGCAACUUGGUCUUGGAUUGUCCCGUUCCGCCGCGACUCUUGAAUCAGGUACAGCACGCUCAGCCACCGGAGAGAGAUGAAUUCACGCACAUGAGGUACAGUGCUGCGACCUGCGAUCCCAGCCAGUUCUACGACAAGCGCUUCACUCUACGACAGCGUCUCUUCGCCAAACCCAGGCAUACCGAGCUCUUCAUCGUCAUCACAAUGUACAAUGAAGAAGACGAGCUGUUCGCGCGUACCAUGAUCGGUGUCAUCAAGAACAUCGAAUACAUGAACUCGCGAACCUCCUCCAAGACGUGGGGCAAGGAUGCAUGGAAGAAGAUUGUCGUCUGUGUCGUGUCCGACGGCCGUGCCAAGAUCAACCCUCGCACUCGGUCAGUGUUGGCAGCCAUGGGUGUGUACCAGGAUGGGAUUGCGAAGCAGCAGGUCAACGGCGAGGAUGUCACUGCGCAUAUUUAUGAAUACACCACCCAGAUGGGACUCGAUCUCAAGAACCACGUUGUCCAAGUCAAGAAGGGCAACACCCCCGUGCAGAUGCUGUUCUGCCUCAAGGAGAAGAAUCAGAAGAAGAUCAAUUCGCAUCGAUGGUUCUUCCAGGCUUUCGGCGAGGUCUUGGAUCCCACGUACUGCGUGCUCAUCGACUGCGGCACCAAGCCGGGUAGAAGCAGCAUUUACGACCUCUGGAAGGCGUUUGAGCGCGAGCCAAUGUGCGCUGGAGCAUGCGGAGAGAUCAAGGCCAUGCUGGGCAAGAAUCUCCUCAAUCCCUUGGUCGCGGCGCAGAAUUUCGAAUACAAGAUGAGCAACAUCCUCGACAAGCCUCUCGAGAGCGCCUUUGGCUUCAUCACCGUCCUUCCCGGCGCCUUCUCCGCAUACCGGUAUGUGGCGUUGCAAAACGACAAGACCGGCAACGGACCGCUCCAGCGUUACUUCCUUGGAGAGAAGAUGCACGGUGCCAACGCGGGCAUCUUCACAGCGAACAUGUACCUCGCCGAAGAUCGUAUCCUCUGUUUCGAACUUGUCAGCAAGCGGAAUUGCUCCUGGAUCCUGCAGUACGUCAAAUCGGCGACUGGCGAGACGGACGUCCCGACCGAGAUGGCAGAUUUCAUCCUCCAACGACGCCGCUGGCUCAAUGGCGCCUUCUUCGCCGCCGUCUACGCCCUCUCCCACUUUGGCAACAUCUGGCGCAGCCAUCACAGCGCAGGGAGGAAGUUUGCAUUCAUGAUUGAGUUUGUCUAUCAGAGCUUGCAGAUGGUUUUUGCCUGGUUCGCUGUGGGCAAUUUCUUCUUGGUCUUCCGCAUCUUGACCACGAGCCUGGGCGAUCCUGAUUUGCUGGGACUUGCGGGCAGGAUCAUGAGUGUGAUUUUUGAGUGGCUUUAUCUCGCUACCCUCGUCACCUGUUUCGUGCUCGCAUUGGGCAAUCGGCCGCAGGGGAGCAACAAGUUCUACAUGACGCAAGUCUACUUCUGGGCCGUCCUCAUGUGCUACCUCCUCUUCGCCGCCAUCUUCAUCGCCGUCAAAUCCAUCCAAACCCAACUCGCGCUGCACACCCACUUCACCGUUACCCUCCUCUUCACCGACAAAAUCUUCCUUACCCUCAUCGUCUCCAUGGCCUCCACCUGGCUCCUCUACCUCGUCUCCUCUAUCCUCUUCUUCGACCCCUGGCACAUGUUCACCUCCUUCCUCCAAUACCUCCUCCUCACCCCCACCUACAUCAACAUCCUCAAUGUGUACGCCUUUUGCAACACCCACGACAUCACCUGGGGCACCAAGGGCGACGACACCCCGGAGAAACUCCCCGCCGCGAAUCUGAAACCCGGCGGCAAGGUGGACGUCGCCAUCCCCACCGACGACGCGGACCUCAACUCCCAGUACGAAGCGGAGAUCCGCGCCUUCAGCACCAAAUGGAUCGCCCCCAAAAAAGUCGUCGACGACCAAACCAAGCACGAAGAUUACUACAAAGGCUUCCGCAGCGCGGUGGUGCUCGCGUGGAUUUUCUGCAAUUUGGCGCUCGCGUCGGUCGUGCUGAAUGUCGGCGGCAUCGAGCAGUUUAGUCAGAAUGCGACGACGGGGCAGGACAAUGAGUUGGUGGUGGAGAAUCAGCGCAGCACGAUUUAUAUGGCUGUUGUGCUGUAUUCUGUUGCUGGGUUGGCGGCUGUGCGCUUUAUUGGGAGUUGUUGGUUUUUGGUUGCGAGGAUGUUUAGGGGGAUAUGAGCUUGUAGCUUAUGUAUGGAUGGAAUGGAAUGCACUUUGUGCUUUCAAUACCCU